Molecule: messenger RNA, 2550 nt
Organism: Durusdinium trenchii
Lineage: Eukaryota; Dinophyceae; Suessiales; Symbiodiniaceae
Source: the annotation of a GenBank genome assembly
AUGAAGGAGGAAUGGUCGACACUCUACCGGGCACCACAGAUGCAUGCAGAGAGUGGUGCCUGGCUUGAGGGCUUUUCAAAACGAGAUGCGCAGGCAAUCCUCAUAGCACUUCCGUGGACAGUGCUCCUGUCAUCGCUGACCUGCUUCAUGGUGCUUUAUGCCUUGGAGGCUGGAUUGCAUUUAUUCCUGGUUGUGUUUGAACGGGUUGUGAACGCAUCACAUUACCUAAUAGCUCUGGGAUGUGCCCUCUAUGUGCCUGUGGCUCUUCUUGUGGAGAGACCGAGCUCAUGUUGUCGCAGUGGUCCGCGCAGAUCCAAGGAGGGAUGGAUCGCGAUUGGUGCGGUAGCAGCUUGUGCAGUCAUUGCUCUGUGCUACGCAAACAGCGUGCACAGCCUUCCAGACAGAAAGCUCUGGAUCUCUUUCAUCCAUGGAUCCUUCGCAUUUCGAGCAGCUACAACUGGGGAAUUCCUUCUGCAGAUUGCAUGGCUCUGGUCGGCUGCAGGCUUGCGGUGUGAAAAAGGCCAGUCAGUGCCAAGCUGGCGUCGCUGGAGCUACAGCCUGCUCGUCUUGCUGUGGAGCUUCACAUGGUGGGUUGGGGAUGAUCAGCAGCUUAGUGUUGAUGAUAUUCCUUUCUUUCUAGGCUAUUCUGCUCGCGUCAUACUCUUUGUAUAUUGUGUCACACGAGUCUUCAGGAAGUGCGCUCGGCACUGCCAGUGCUGCUGCUUUUGUUGCCGCGAUGAAUGGGUUUGUUUGGAAAACCUUCCUUGCACGCCAGGUCGGGAGAGGCUUCGAUACCUUCUCUUCUACCUGCUCACGCGGCCGCCCUUCCUUCUCAUCAUGAACUUGCCUUUAGGCUAUCCAUUGGCAUUUUUGGCAACAUGGGCCUUGCUGGUUCGAUGUGGCUUGAUACUCUUGAUUGCUCUCUCAUUGCGUCCAGCUCCCACACCGGUGGAGGAACAUGAAAUGGAAAGAUCUACGAGAGAACAAUUUGAUGUUCUGCUAGCGCUCCACCUGUGCGACUUUUCCUGGGAGACCUACCAAGGGGCACCUGUACCAGCUGUUGUUGUCAUCUCCGGUUGCGGUCAUCCAGAGUUGAACGGUGAAUACACACAGGAAGGCCGUGACCAGAAUGAUUUCCCCAUCUACAAGCGAGACCUGCCACAACACAUGGAGCGACAGGCCUUUCUCCAGAACACUGACGGUGUGUGGGAGGUGGUGACAAAGAGCACUUCGUCCGCGUCGUCGACUUCUUCUGAUGAGCGGUGGGUCUAUGCUGAAGCUGAAAGUGCAGAAACACCGACGCAGGUUCAAGGUGUUUGGAGUGAGAUGGGCUUCAAGGAAGGUGAAGAGAAAGAUUGCACAGUUUCCAAUGCAAAGCUGAAGAUAACCACGGGUCCUGGUGAAGCAAAACGGCAUCAUUCUGUUUCUGGCGGCUGCCCCUUGCUUGACGUGCAGUGGUUGUUGGCAGAACAGAUGGGAAACCUGACCAGCGAGGUGCAGGAUGGAGUGCCUGGUGUGUCGCAAAGUUCUUCAGGAAGUACGGAAGACAGAAGCGCCGAAGAAGUCUCCAUUGUUGUAGCCUUCCGUGGAACCCAGAGCGUCAAGAACAUGUUGACCGAUGCCCGCAUAUCGCUGCAGCCCUUGGCAGAGGAGUCAAAGACUGGACCUUUUGGUCUUUGCGAAGGCCCUGUUGCAUGCUUUGACCUUGAAGCCAAGGUAGUGACCAAGCUUGGCAGCGCACAAGGAACACCACUAAAUCCUUUUUCGCCUUUGUCGGGAGCUGCUGACCCUUUGCAAAGCACAACAGGCUCAGCAGCAAGCCUAGGAGGACAAGAGGAUGCCGGCCUGCCUGGAUGUUGUCGUCUCCUCGCACAGUGUUGCACGAAGUUGUUUUUCCCUUUUGUUCCUUCUGACGAAGAUGAUGAUGAAGAGCUUAGCCUGGAGGUCUUAGAGAAUAUUCGUGUACACAGAGGCUUUGCAGAGGCAUAUGGGGCUAUUCGUUCCGAUGUUCUUGCAAUCUUAAAGGCUCGAUUGGACCAUUGGCAGAAGCUGGGUGUGACUACCAAAGUUUUUGCCACUGGCCAUUCUAUGGGUGGUGCAAUAGCCAAUCUUUUUGCGUUGGAUCUAAGUGCAGCGCCAGAGGAACCUGGAAGGUCAUUGCCCUUUGAUCGACCCGUUGUGGUGUACACGUUCGGAGCUCCGCGUGCAGGCAAUGCGGCAUUCCGCAGCGUGUACAAUGCUCUAGUCCCCCAGACCUUUCGUGUGGUGGCUUCCCGGGAUGUUGUACCUACUUUGCCGCCAAGCAUUGCGUACAGGCAAAUUGGGAAGGAAGUGUGGGUAGAUGACGCUGGAGAACUUACCUUCGUGAUGUCGUGGGCUAUGCGGCAUAUUUUGCCAGCACGAGACAGUGUUUGGUAUCAUCCAAUGCUUGCUUACUAUCGGCUACUCAACCGAGCUUUGCUUCGGAAGACUGGCCGGCCGUUUCCGUCGCGUUUCAGAGGAGAGUCAACGAUUCAAGAGGCUCUGAAUGGCAAACCCUUGAGUUCGUAG